AAAGCUAAGCGAUAUCAGAGCACGAAAGGUAGAAGGUGCUCAAAAUAUGGGCACCUCUAAAACUAUGUAUUUAAAAAUUUUGCUGUUUUUUUCAAUAGCGUUGGAAGUCCAGUCAAAAUUCAUCAACUUCAAACCGGGUUAUGAGUACGUAUACAGCUUUGAGGGCCACUCUACCGUCAAAGACCUGGGGAAGUUCGUCGUCAAAGCAAAGGUCAGUUAUACAAACGUCCAGACUUUCCUCGAUGGCCAAGAACUACUACUGAAAGUGCACACGUUCAAUCUCGCCCCAGAAAAAGACCCUGAUCUCAAAGGAGGUGAUCUUGAUUUCUCAAAAUGGUUUUCCUUUGUGAUAUCAAAGCGUGGAGUGAUAACACAUGUAUACCACCCCCCAGGAGAAGACACAGAUGUCAUUGCCUCUAAGAAGGGAUUCGCAGCUUUGUUUGCAUCAAGACUACACGAAGAGGGAGAUGUGGCAGGGGUUUCAAGUAACCAUGGAUUCAUUUACAAUAUUACAGAGAGUGGAAGUGAAGGUGAGCAUAAUGCGACAUACACAGUUUCCACUUCUAAAGAUGGCUUGCAGUUUACCAAGGUCAGACACGGACAUCCUGUCGAAAAGGCUACAGGAUCGUAUGCUAAAACACUACACUACCAUGACUAUUUGGGUACAAUACACAGUGUUCUGAUCGAUGAAGACUUCACAUCCCCAAAGAUGCACCAAAGUUUUGACCCCCAUGCAAGUAUGAGAAAAGUAAAAGCAGUGAAUGAAUUCAGCCAUGUAGAGAUGCCAGAAAUGUCAUAUGUUAGCAAGGGAAAACUGCAUUUUCUAACCAGACAUGUUGAUAAACAUGAGUGGGCGAAACCUCACCGGGCAUUGCUGACUUCAACAAUUCAUGUUGGAAAUCUAAAGAAAACAGAGAGAAACCUCAAUAUUACCCUAUCAAAUGAACAUAUCAGUGGGAAUCUGACUUGCAUGGAAAAUCAACCCCCUGAAGGAUCACAUGCAUUAGCUAUUUGUUUUCGAAACAUUGUGGAGAUCAUGACAAGAUUGCCAGAGGAAGAAGUUGUAAGAAUAGCAGACUUUUACUUGGAACAGCUUGACACAAAUCUUUCGAAGAACAAAAGAGCAAAGGAAAAUAUGGUUGAUGUGUUUGGUGCCUUAAACACAGAGCUCGCAGAUGAGUUGUUAGCCAAAAAGAUUUUCUUGAACCCCAAACCUGAUCAUGAGAUGGUGAAAAGAAUCCUGACACAUUUGUCUACAAAAUCCUCUUCUCCCCAUGAGGUACUACUGCAAGUUUUAGAAGAUGCCGUCUUUCAUAAAGAAAAGUUUCCUAAAGAAUUUUAUGACAAAGAUACCCACAGUCGAUGCCUGUUAGCUCUAGGUGCUGUAAACCAUAAGCUCGCAAAAGAGGGAAAUGUUCAUCGAGCAAGGAGAACAGUUGCAUGGUUACAUUCUGCACUGGGCAUGCAUGACCCGUAUGAGUACAGGAAGAGGAGAGCAGUGAUGACAGAGAGGGAAAAAGAAUCUCAUGACCACCACAAGGUCGUUUUGUUGGAGACACUUGGGAAUGCCAGGAUGGAUGAGUCCUACGAUUUCAUUAUCUCUCACAUCAACAGUUCCAACUCACAGUGGAUCAAAAGAGCUGGAUGUCAUGCACUAAGGAAAUAUGAACAUCAACAUGCCGCUGACACCUUGCUGUACUCGGCUUUGUUUGAUGAGGACCAAUCUGUUCGUUAUGAAGCUGCUCUUUUGUACAUGGGACACCCUAAAGGCAAAAUGAUAGCUCCAUUCUAUUUUUAUAGUGAAACUACAGCAAAUGGAACAGUAAUGAUAGAUCCAUAUGAUGCUGGGAUUGACGUGAUGGAUCUCACCCAUGGUCAUCGUAGGUCAAGAAGAAGCAUUUGGGACGGGCUGAAGUUUAGACUGGAAGCACCAAGUGUGGACUGGCAGAAGUUGAUAGGAUCUAAAAGUAUUGGGGCAUCAUUUGGUGUAAUCAUGAUGAAUCUGCUGGAUUUAGUUGUUGCCCCCACACAUGGACAUGUAAAAGUAAAAGUUCACGAUGAGGCGUAUGCCAGAGUCCAUCUCGGCUUCAUUGGUAAAAAUAUAGAGUUUUUCCUGGCUAGAGUUUGUUUUAAAGGAGGAGCUGAGUACAGCAUCAACAUAUUACAGGGGAAUGACAUGAAGAAAAUUAUAAAGUUGGCAGCCAAUUUCUCCAAAAAGUUGAAAGAAAUCGUGGAUGGAAUCAAGAGUGGAGUUCAACUCUUCAAAGACAUUAUAUCUGGACGUCUGAACUUAAAGGACAUCAUCAGUGAACUGAUUCAUGCCAUUGCCAGUUUGCCACAGAAGGUUUUAAAACUGAGAGAAGUUGCAUCCUCGGCAAUGAAAAAGAUUGGAAGUUUUGACCCAGCAGAUCUGCCCACAGAGUUCCAGCCAGUUAUCAACUUUGUUCAUAAAGUGACCAAGUUAUUUAAUGACAUCAAAACAGAUGUGAUGGGAUUUGUACAUGAAAUUGAACAAGCAAUCAAUGUUGUUAUUCCACAACAAGGCAAAGCUAUAUUCAAUGCUGUGAAAGAUAUAAUAGAUGCUUUUAAAAAAAUCUUGAAAAACCCGAAAGAAUCAUUGAUGAAAAUUGGAGGAAGUAUUUUCAGGAUUUAUCAAGCUGUAAAAAUUGUUCUGGAGCAGAAAGACAAAAUUCAGGAUGCUUGUUUCUUCAUGAGAGAUGACAAGCCAUACUGGUUUGAUGUAGCAGCAUUAAUUUCGGAAUACAGUACUCUAGCUAUGAAAGCAUUUGAUAGUCUAAAAACAGCAGGCACAAAAUGGAUCAACGAGAAAGUGGAAGAAGGAGAAGAUGCUGUGAUGAAGUUUUCCAAGGGAAAGUUCUCCAUGCAAUCUGUGAAACAAGAAGUAAUAGAUCUACUGAACACAACCAAGAAAGAAUUGAUGGAUCCGUUUCAAGGUUUGAUAGGAAUGGCUGAUACAUUUAUUAACAAAUAUGGAAAAGUCUUCAAGAUAAUCAAGUCUGUGAAGGAUGCCUAUAAUAUUCUGAAGGAAGGAUAUGAAACAGCAAGGGGAAUAAUAGACUCCCUGUUUGGAACACGAACACAUGGUAGUUUUCCCACCACUCGCAGAGAGAAGGAUGACCAGUGUAGUGGUAGUGGAGAGUAUCCCUCCAGCCUCGGCAAUGGACAUUCAGAUUACCCUCACACAGGCGUGGACAUUGUCAUACAAAGUGGACAAUCCAUUGUUGCUCCAUUUGCUGGAGACAUAACAAAAGAAGAUGGUGACACAGUAAAAUUGGUGGUACAGGGAGGAUCUUUGAAAGGGACCAUCAUUUACAUCACAAAUAUUGAGGCCAAAUCUAAUAUAGAGGAAGAGGAACCUAGAACUUUUGAAGCAGGCCAACCAAUUGGAACAGCAAAGCAAUCAAAGUGUAAAAAUCACAUACAUCUGUCAUUUAAAAAAGAUGAUGACUAUAUUGACCCGACAAAGUAUUUGGAAUUUAAACCUGUCACCAUGCCUGAAUGGAAACAAGAAUGUGAUGAUUACAAACUGGUGUUGAUGGAUGAAACGCUUGCUGCAGGAGUUAUUGUUGGGUUUGGUGGCCAACAACCGGAGAAUAAUGACCCCACACUGGAAAACACUGACGUGGCUGCUGAAAUACCCGACCUGCCUUCUUCAUUUGACCCUGACUUCUCAGUAGAUAUUAAAGACGACCCAGACAGUGCUUACAAUGCUGUUCAAGAUCAGUCUACAAACUCGGAUGUCUUAAACAUCGAUGAACAAGAGGAUAUGUGUCCUGCUCUCUUGGGAUCCAAUGCUCCAGUCACCACCACCACAACAGCUGCCCCAGCAGCGGAAGGAAAAGGAUUCUUUUCGAAACUACUGAAAGCAGCAGACAAAUUCUUGCAGAAGUUCAACAUUCGGCGACUUAAAUUUGGAACCAUCAUUGAGUUCUUGGACAAGCUAGGAAUGGUGAAAAGUAAAGAAGCGAUGGCCAGAGUGAUGAUCACCAUCAAAGAACUCAUAGAAAACAAGCCCUGUGUUAGUCCCCAUGAGAUGACUGAAGACCAGCUUAUGAAUGAACUGAUAGAGAGGGGCAAAGAUGCUUCAGGCUCGAGAGAAGACAUGGUAGCAAAACUUCUGGAACUGGACCAGAGCUGCCCACUGAUGUCAUUCACAAUGCCAAAGAAUGUUUACUGCACGUUUGAUACUUACUGUUUGGGAGUGGAAUGCUGCAUCAAUGUCAAACUUGCUGUGUUUCUCAAAGUCUUCAAGUUUUGGGCCAGAUUUGAUCCAUGCUCUGAUCCGAUGCAGUUUGCAAUGGCGUUUGACAAGUAUAACUACACAAUCAAAAUUAAAGGCAGUCUGAACUUUGAUGGUUUUGAAAAUGAACUUCGAACAGGAAUCAAAAUUGAUCUUAUGGGUGGCAUUGAAUUGAUUGUGAAGUACAGUAUCACUAAAGGAGAGGAGGCAGCCCUGGCUACAUUUGGUGUAGGCUUUUGUAGUUAUGAAGACAUUGAUGACUGCAUUCUGUUUCUAAAUCUGCUGGACAAUGCAGUCCUGCCAAUACCUACUUGUCUGCCAGAUGGCACGUUUGUGUGGCCAAAGUUGAAUUUUACAAAGUUGUUUGACAAGGAAGCACUCAUGAAAAGAAUAAAGGAACAAGGGAAAGCCCUAACAAAACUGGUUGUCUCAGAACUCGUGGACGAAUUUCUGAAGUUGCUUCACAUUCCUAAGGAAAUACUGCUCGAUAGCGAUCCCUCUCCAAGACCAGAGAAAAUGACACUGGGACAAAUAAAAGCAACGUUAAUGUCCAGGAAUUUAUCGACAGGUGGAAACAGAGACACUCUGAAUGAGAGGUUGUGGAAAGAUGACUUGUCCUGCACACUCCUUGGGCACCAUUUAACUCUACCUCAGAUCAAUGGACAACUUGGAAAACUUCUUUAUUAUGCAAUACAAGAUGACUGUAUGAGACUGGAUGCUUGGGCAGACAUUACAGUACCUAUACUGGGACAAACCUACACCAAAACACUUCGAGCUUAUGUGGAAUUAGAUCCUUGUAGUUUUGUCUUUCAAGUUGCAUUUGAGGGGUAUUCCUACACAAAGGUUCUACUGAGUUAUGAGUGGGGAACGGAUGAAACAGCAGAAAUUUCAGAACACGUCAUUGUCAUGUAUAAAAUAGACCGGAAUGUAGAUGAGGGCGUAUUUCUUGUAAGUUUUGGGUUGAAGAUUUGUGCAGGAGAAUGCUUUCUGGAUAAAUAUUUCCUGAAUGACGUCAAAAUUCCAAUUCCUCUCUGUGGAGAAUUUGUCCUUCCAGGUGGCGGGUCAUUUAGUGGUUUAUUACAAACAAUUGGAGGAAAAAUGACGGAGGAAGCAUUUGAACUUGUGUUGAAAAAAUUUGAUCUUGAUAUGGUAUUCAAAUCAGGACCAGUGCAUCUACCACCAGGACCAGACAAUUGCCCAAUUUCUUUUGACUUCAGAAAGUACCUCCCCCCAGCCAUUAGACACAUGGUGACUUGUGUACAGCCUCCCAACUGCUGGGGAAUAGACUGUAGCCUGGAUUUGACCUUUACUAUCCCUCUAGGAAAUAUCAAGGUCACAAAAAAUAUUCCCUUCUGGUUUAAACUGGACCCGUGUGAUUUUGCCAUCGACAUUGGCUUUGGAACUCGCACUUUGCUGAAAACCCGCCUUCUACAGUAUGAGUUUGGCAAACAAAAAUCUCUCGUUCUUGGAUCUGGAAAACCUCCACCAAUUGAAAUUAUAUAUAAAAUUGACCAGAUGGAGGGAAACAAAGGUUUCAUUGUGGACGUCAAAGUGAUGAUCUGUCUACCCAUGGAUGGGAAAAAGUACUGCAUCCCAUCCAACAAAGGGUUGCAUUUACUCCAUAACCAGGAAAUCCCUGUGUGUGACCAGAGGGCUCUUAUCAACUUCAAAAACUUUUCCAUUGGCGAAUGGUUGAAAGACAAAGCGUUGAACAUUGGAGAACAGUUAGGUGAAGGAGCAAAGAUGUUACUGCUAGAGGAACUGAACCUGACUAAUUUCUUCCAGAAACCCAAAUGUGACAGAACACGAUCACCAUACAUCCCAUCCGUGGAAGGACUGCACAAUAAUUGCCCAAAAUCCAUUGCAUUUUUGCCUUCCAAAAUCCCCGAUCCCAUGUCGUGCUACAUUCCCGACUACUGUACAGGAAUAGAAUGCUGCGCAGAGAUUCCAUUUCUAGGAUUAGGAUUACAUCUGUUCUUGAAUUUGGAUUUGGACAAAUUGGAACUGAGCUAUGGAUUUGAGAACUUGAAAACAAAGAUCAAACUUAUUAACUAUGUUUGGGGAGAUGAAAUAAAAGUGUCGGUUGCUGGAGAUUUGAUUAAGUUUAUAUUCAGCAUAAAACCCAUAACUGAUGAAAAUGUCUAUGUUUUCAAUGCCCGUGCAACUGUGUGUUUGGAUGGAGGAAAGUGUUCCAUUGACAUUCCAGUGUUAACGAAUACAAAGCUGCCAUCUAUUAGAGCUCUAGUAACAGGAGAUUUCAACUUCUCGAUGUCAAAUUGGUUGGAGAAUAUGGGGAUUCCAUCACUGGAAGACUUGAAGGAUAGCGCCAAAACCAUGCUAAUCCAACAGCUAGGAGUGGAUAAGUUUUUACUUGAUGCGCCCUGUGAUGCAGCCAGCAAAAUGUAUUCUCCAAGUGUCCGUGGAUGGAAAAAUGAGUGUCUGUUGGAUUGGGUCGUGCCGCCAGAGAUUCCGUUCCACAACGUAAAGUGUGCCCUGACUGAGAACUGCACCAGGAUUGAUUGUUGUGUUGACUUCAGUCUCCUGAAUCUGAAUCUUCACUUCUUCCUUCACUUUGACAGGUGUAGCUAUGUCAUUUCUGGUGGAAUAGAGAAGAAAACGUUCUCGUAUGGACUGCUAGACUUUGAAAACUUUUGGGGGAAAGAGAUCAAAACAAACAUUGCAAACAUCAUUUAUAUCAAGUUCAAGGCCAGUCAGUUAGAGGUGUCCAAGAAAUAUGUCCUUGACCUUGGUGUCUCUGUGUGUCUGGAACCCAAUAAAUGUGAGCUAGAUGUCCCAGUAUUCAAUCAGGUCCUAAUUCCAAUUCUCAACUGUGACCUUACAAUGGAUUUCUCACUAAAAGGAUUUUCUCUGACAAACUGGAUGAAUGAACAAGGAUUAUCCCUAGAUGGAAGUCUCUCGACAGCUUUGUCGAACUCUCUGUUCAAGAUGCUAGGCAUAGAUUCAUUUAUGAAAGAGAAGUCAUGUUCCCGCUCAGAACCACCAUACAGUACCAACAAGUUACAGGAAAAUGGAUGGUCCUCUGAAUGCCCAACACAAUUGUCCCUUUUCAAAAUUAGAGGGACCACAUCUUGUAACAUAAAAGAGUCUUGUACGGCUGUCUCCUGCUGUAUAGAGGUGGGCAAAAUAGGAAGGACGUUUGAAGUGGAAUUGGAUGUAGACUUCUGUAAUCAGAAGAUGUCGUUCGGGAUUGAGAGACUCACAGAAACCCUCUCUUUACAACUCUUCGAAUUUGGAGUGAGGAAGGAAAUCGUUAUAAAAGGAGUCAUUAAGUUUGGUUACACUAUCUGGGACAAUGCUGGAGAAGGAGUAUAUGUAGUGACGGUGGACCUGGCUGUUUGCUUAGAGGAUGGGGGAGAUUGCUUGAUUGAUGUCAAUAUUCUUAAUCAAGUCAAACUUUCCAAACAGAUCUGUCAAUGGGGAACAGGUUUCCUUAACCCAGGUUUUACACUGGAUAGCUUCAUGAAGGAAAAUUCCAUGACGGCGUUUGAUCAAAUAAAAGGAUUGGUUUUGGAUGAACUUAAGGAGUCCUUAGGACUACCACAGUAUCUGAAUGAUCCGCCCUGUUCUCUGUCUAGCCAGAUGUACACCCCACAGAUCAAGGGAUUCAAAAAUUCUUGUUCUAAAGCCAUUGGAUCCUUGCCUUCACUUCCAUCCAACAUGAGAUGUGCAAUAGCGGAGUCCUGCACAGGGAUAGAUUGCUGUGUAGGAGCGGCUCCAGUUCAUCAUAAUUUCCACGCCUAUCUAGAUGUUGAUCCCUGCAGUCUGCAAAUGAAGUUUGGCAUCGACAAAUUCCAGUUUCAGAUUUAUUUGCGAGAGUUUGAGUUCGGCAUUGAGAAGGAUGUCAGACUAGUCAAUGUUGUCAGAAUGAAGUUUAAAAUAUGGGAUCUUGCAGCUGAGAACCAGUAUUUGAUUGACUUGAAAUUCAGUGUAUGCUUUGAUUCAGCAUCUCAGUGCAUAUUAGAGGUCCCGAUAUUCCAAGAACAACGCCUUCCAAAGAACAUCUGUGACUUUGCAGCGAGCUUGUCAAAUUUUUCAUUUGAUGGCUGGAAAUCCUCCAUGGGUUUGGCCAUGGAUAAACUGACAUCAUCAGCCACUGACCAGUUAAUGGAAUAUCUUGGAAUUGCUGGCUACCUGAAGAAACCUCAGUGUAGUGUAGAGAUUGGAAAUAACACUGUUAAUGGAUGGAACGAUGAUUGUUCCAAGUCUUCUGCCUAUCAGAAACCAGAUUUGUCAUCUCUGCCUCUGCUGUGCUCGAUCGCCUCCACAUGCUCACAGAUCCACUGUUGUUUAGCUGUGAACCCUGUCGGCAGGAACUUCGAAGCUUUCAUUGAUCUAGAUCCAUGCUACAAAACUCUGGAAGUAGGAAUAGAAGAGUACAGAACUAAAAUCAAUUUGAUGACGUACUCGUUUGGAACAAAGAGUAGCUUCUGGAUGAAGAAUGUCAUCAAAAUAGAGUACAGUGUUGAAGAUCUUGAGACUAAAUAUCUGGUAAAUAUGAAAGUGGAGAUUUGUCUGGAACAUGGAAAGCCGUGUAUGAUAUCCCAGGAUGUAGCCAAGGACGUUUACCUGCCAAAAAUCGGUUGUGAUUGGUCAUUUGACUUCUCUGGAUUUUCCAUCUCUGGGUGGUACAAAAACAUGUCCCUGUCACCGGGCUCUGCAUUGUCAGUUACCUACCUCUCCAUGCUGAAAGAAAGACUGGGAAUCACCAACUUCCUCCUUCCAAAAGAAAACCAAUGUAACGGACAGUCAGCCAAUUAUCUACCACAGACUGCUGGUCAGGCAGGGUGGAAAAUUGACUGUCCCAUGGGCGUGGGUAACAUGAGUGAGUUAUCCAGCACUCUUCCCAUCAGCUGUCACCUAAUGAGUCACUGUACAGCUGUAGAAUGUUGUCUGGAUUUCCGGGAUCCACUACAACAGACAAUUCAUUUCUUCCUUGAUUUGGAUCUUUGUCUUCAGACACUGAAAGUGGGAAUCGAGAAACUCGCAUUCGAAAGGACACUGUUUUCCUAUCAGUAUGGUGUUGAAGACAGCUUCAGUUUAAAGGAUGUGGUUCAGAUUCAAUACAAAAUUGAAGAUGUUGACAGAAGCUACCUGGAGUUAACUGCAAAAGUAAAGCUAUGUUUAGAGGAGAAGACCUGCCUGUACGAGUCUCAGUUGUUCAACAAACAGAGGAUACCAAAACCUGGGUGUAACUGGAACCUCAACUUCACAAUACCAGAUUUCUCCCUGUCAAACUGGUACAACAAGAUAGGUGCUACAAUUGGAUCCCAGCUCUCCAUCCUGAAUACUGCCAAACUGCUGGAGGAACUUGGGAUUGCCAAGUACAUGCAGGAAGUUCCUUGUCAGAGGUCUGGUUCAGUCUACAGUCCCUCCGUUAAUGGAUGGAAGAAAGAGUGUCAGAUGGAAGUUGAUAUGGCACCCAUCUCUGAUUCUGUGACAUGCCUUGUGAAGGACACAUGUACCUCUAUCAGUUGUUGUAUGGAUGUCGGAUUUAUGAAAACAUCUUUUGAAUCCUACCUUACUUUGGAUGCCUGUAACUAUUGGAUGGAAGUUGGUAUUGAGAAGUUGUCAUUUAACAUCAGUCUAAAGGAUGUGUCCUUUGGAAUAAAGAAACACUUCUACUUGAACAGUGUAGUUCGCGUUGAUUACAUGAUUGAAGAUUUGACAGUGGAGAGACAGUUCAGAGUUUCAUUGACAUUGAAAGCUUGUUUUGAGGCUUCUGAUGAUGCCAAAUGCUUGAUUAACAUUGAUGUCUUCAAGAACACCCUGGUGCCCAAAUCAAUCUGUGACUGGACAGAGGGAUUUUCCACACCAGACUUUGAUCUGAGUUCGUGGUAUAACAGUCUUGGAAUUAGCCCAGGGUCUGUUCUCUCUGUGGUCAACAGAGAUAAGCUGUUAAAUGAACUUGGAAUUAAAUCUUACCUAAGUACAAAUCCCUGUUCAUUUGCAUCUCAGACAUUUAAUCCAGCGAACAGUAAGGGAUGGAAAAAUGAUUGUAAGAAGGACUUGACCAGUCUGCUCCCUGUCUUACCAUCCAAUGUAAGAUGUAACAUCCCAUCCUUCUGUACGGGAGUAACUUGUUGUAUUGAGGAAACGAACGUGUUACGGACUGGCAUCACUGUCGGAGUGGAACUGGAUGACUGCAGUCACGUCCUGACAUUCCAAGUAGAACAGCUCAAAAUCAGAAUACAGCUCCAUGAUUACUCUUUUGGCAUAACAGAAAAAAGAUACUUGAUGAGUGUGAUCCAGUUCGAGUUCAAAAUUGAUGAUAUCCCUGCAGAGAAAGCGUACAAAAUCUCCGCCAGUCUGAGUGUAUGUUUUGGAGUCGGACCCUGUGUCUUAGACUCCCUGGAGUUGCUGAAGGAUUUUAAACUUCCUAAAACUCUGUGUGAAUGGGGCACCGGCUUCGUGAUAGAUUUUUCUGGAAGCUCCUGGUUGUUGGACAAGGGUUUGAGCAUUGGUUCAGCACUCUCUACAGCAGAUGUCACUGACCUGUUAUCAACAUUAGGAGUGCAGGAUUUCCUUAAAACGGCUGAUCAAUGUGACAGGAUGAGUUCGUUGUACAAUCCUAAUAAUCAUGGAUGGAAAAAUGAGUGUCCGGCUGCUGCUGUUCCCGUGUCCUUACCCAGCUCCAUCUCGUGUCGGAUACCUCAGAUGUGUACAGGAAUUGACUGCUGUGCAGAGAUAGGAUUCCUGGCUGGUAGAACCCUCAAUGUACAGGUCCUGUUGGACCCUUGUGAAGCCAUAAUGAGUCUGAACAUAGAAAAGAUACAAUACAAUCUGACCCUCUUUGACUAUGACUUUGGAACAACAGAUCAUUUCACACUGCAGGGUGCCUUCAGAAUUGAUUUCAGCAUCCAGAAUUUGGUGAUGAAAAGGAAAUAUUUGCUGAACAUGAAUCUGAGUUUGUGUUUGGAAUCAUCUGACCCCACAGACUGUGUGUACUCGGUCGCCAUCUUCAGAAACACUCUGCUACCCAAGAAACCGUGCAGCAUGAACCUCGACUUUAUCAAUCCAAGUUUUGAUCUGACAUCGUGGCAGUCCCUGAAUAACUUUGGUCCGACCUUGACUCCUGAGGAGACUAAGUUCCUGUGGAGAGAGAUUGGUAUUGAGGAGUACAUAGGGACCAGUUGUUCCAAGUCGGCCCCACCAUACAGUCCACAGACACACCCAGGAUGCGCAAUGACGCCCCCGAAGCCGACAAGUGCCCUCGUGAACUGUUACAUCAGCUCUAACUGCACAGGAAUUUCCUGUUGCCUCAAUGACAGUGUGGCAGGAGUGGGUUACCAAUUCUCCAUUGAAAUCAGAACUUGUGAGGAAAAACUCAUCAUAACAUUGGAGAAAAUGACCUUCACAUUGUCUCUGUUUGAUUAUACCAUGGGCACAAGAGAGGUGGCUAGGUUGUUUGGUGUACUGGAGCUAGAAUACAUGAUUGAUGACCUGGCAUUGAGCGGUGAAUUUGUGGUGGAUUUGAGGAUUAAGUUGUGUUACACUAAGGGCAAACCUUGUGAAUACGACAUCGCGGUUCUGACGGGAUUAAGACUAGCCAAACCACUGUGUCAGUUGCAGACAGGACAAUUCCCUAUUCCAGGUUUCUCCCUCAGUAAAUGGAUGACAGAUAAAAUUGAGGGUCCAGUAUUACACCAGUGGGCCAUAGACCUGCUGAAAUCCGAACUGAAAUUAUCUACUUAUCUUAAUGAUCCAAUGUGUAAAAGGACAGACCUUUCUCCAGGAGCUGGCAACUGGAAUGUGGAAGAGUGUGCGGAGAGCGUAACAGUUCCAGCCCUGCCGGUUCACACAGCUUGUAAACUCUCUGCCUCGUGCUCCGCUGUGAAGUGUUGUACAGAUCUUGACCUGCUGAACACAGCAGUCCAAACGGAAGUCAAUGUGGACAGGUGCAGAGGAAAAGUGUUUAUCAGGGUGGAAAAAUGGGAAAUAGUGAUCCUGAUGACAGAAUUUGAGUUCUCGAAAUGGCACAGACAUUCAAUACAGAAUGUUUUCAGUGUAGAGUACAAGAUUGAUUACAUAACCUCUGAGAAGGCCUUCCUGUUCAGUGUGAACUUCAGCGCCUGCUUUGAGACUGGUGGAGAUUGUAUGUUAAACUUCCCAAUCAUGACCCACACUAAAAUUCCUUUGCUGGAUUGCAACUUUAUGAACCAAACCUUUGCUAUACCAGGGUUUGAUUUCAACAAAUUUUUGAGUAGCAAAGGCAUUUCAGCAUCAGUAACCACUCUACCACAGCUAUUGUCGGAGCAAUUACUGGAAACUCUUGGUGUGAAAGGAUUCUUCAGCGAUAAACCUUGUAACAGAACUGACUACGCUGCAACAUCUUCAGGAUUUGAAAUUGAUUCCAGCUGCACAGAGAACAUUUCUCCUUUCCUGUCACCUCUCGCCAGCGACACGAAUUGCCGAGUGUCGUCCUCCUGUACUGACAUUCAAUGUUGUACAGACAUGACAAUCAUUGGGAGGACCUUAGACUAUAGAAUCAGUGUGGAUGCUUGUUCACUCUCUCUAAAUGUUGAGAUUGAGAAGUUCAAGUUUCAGCUGUCCCUCAUCAAUUUCCAAUUUGGAAUAACACAGAAGUUCAGCAUAGACCACGUUUUCUCCAUAGAAUAUCUUAUAAAAGAUCUGAGUGGACAGAGACAGUACGUGAUAGAUGUUACACUGAUAGUAUGCUUCAGUGACUCCACGUCAUGUGUGAUCAGAAACAACAUAUUACAGAACUAUCUGGUAACCAAACCAGUGUGUGCAUGGUACACAGGAUUCACAAACCCAGGCUUCUCAUAUUCAUCCUGGUUGACAACACACAGUUUACCACCAUCUAGACCACUGAAUGUAGCGUAUCUGCCUAAACUACUGGAAGCUCUUGGCAUAUCUAAGUACAUGAAGACACCUUCCUGUGACAAAAACAAAGGAAUCUAUAGAAAUUCUUUCAAUGGGUGGAAUUCUGAUUGCCAUUCUGAUGGCAGCAUCAACAGACCCACGAUAGACAACAAUUUGGCCACUUGUUUUCUGUACCAGACUUGUACAGGAGUCCGUUGUUGUAUGAGUAUUCCUGACGUAGGCCUGUCUGUGGAAGCCUUUGUAGAAGUCAGUGCUUGUAACCAUCAACUCAGAGUGGGCAUUGAAAAUCUCAAGUUCAACAAAAGUCUCCAUAACUACAGAUUUGGAGAACUUGAGAAAUUUGAUUUAUUUGGGUUCAUUGAGAUUGAUUUUGUGAUAACGGACCUUACAUACAGUGGUGAAGGUGGAGAAUACCUUGUUAAUUUGAAUAUGAGUGCCUGUUUAGAGCCGGGGCAGCUCUGUCAUCCAGUGAUACCAGUCUUCAUCAAUACAGUGCUUCCAAAAGAAGUGUGCAACAGAAACCAAGACUUCAGAGACAAAGCAUUUUCUCUGAAGACUUGGAAAGCUGCACAUGGGCUAAAUCUUGGAUCCUCUAUGGAUACUCACCAUAUAAAACAACUGUUCCAGGAUCUUGGAGUGGGCCCCUACCUUCUGAAUCCACCCAACAUGUGCAACUGGAGUGAAUUCCCAUUCAAAGAUGCCAAUUCCACUGGAUGGAACCACUGUUGUGAAACAGAAACCAAGGGUUUAAGUCCAUUGGGGACACACACAAGAUGUGCAAUAUCUAGUUCGUGUAGUGAUAUCCAUUGCUGCUUGCACUCCGAUAUCCUGAAGACAAAUCUGGAUGCUUUCAUAAACAUUGAUGUGUGUAAUGGUAAAAUAUAUAUAGGGAUAGAAAAAUACCAGUGGAGCCACAGACUUCUGGGAUACAAAUUUGGAGAGAUGAAACAUGUGUCUUUGUUUGGCAUGAUUAAUAUGGACUACGUAAUAACAGACUUGGUAACUUCUUAUGGAUUAAGUCUGAACCUGAGUGUGUGCUUCGAGUCAUCAGGAGCAUGUGAACUCAGCAUAUAUGUUUUGAAAGAGAACAAACUCACCAAACCAUCUUGUAACUUGACAGAGGAUUUUGUUAUAAAAGAGUUCUCCUUGGAGAAUUGGUUGGAUCUUAAAGAUUACAAAACUGACUCCAGUCUGCCAUCCUAUGCUGUGUCCGAGUUGUUGCACGACCUUGAUAUCAUUCAGUAUCUGGGAGACUCUGUCUGCAACAGAAAUACUCUUCCUUUCCAUCCCAGUAAAAAUGGCUGGAACAAUGGCUGUGAUCAGUAUGUGCCUUUGAGUUCCAUCAACUCGAACACGACCUGCCACCUGUAUGAGUUCUGUACUGGAGUAAGAUGCUGCUCUGAUCUCCCAGUACUAGGAAGAUCGAUUAACUCCUGGAUAAUACUGGACCACUGUAACUACAAACUCAGUGUGGGAUUCGAGAAAUUCUCCUAUAAUAUUAGUCUUCACACAUUCCCAUUUGGAACAGAGCAAAUCAUCAGUGUUAAAGGAGUUGUUAGAAUGAGGUUUACCAUUGAGGAUCUCUCAAGUGAACAAAAAUUCCUGGUAAAUUUUAACCUUCAGAUUUGUUUUGAGUCAUCCAAAGAUUGUAUGGUUGAUGUUCCUGUGUUCACAAAUACAAAACUGCCAAAGAAACCUUGUGAUUGGACAACAGAUUUUCUGGAUGACAGAUUUUCCUACAAUACUUGGAGACUUGGGAAGAGAAUUUCCACUCCCGGUUUGUCUGAGAAUAACCUGGCUCAACUCAUGCAGGAUCUUGGUUUGUCCCAGUUUGUGUACAAAGGUGACAAAAGAUGUAGCAGUAUGAAGUCCCCAUUUAUUGGAGCAACAAACAGCUGGAUCAAUGACUGUAACGAGUCACUGGUCCAGCCCCUCCCGUCUCUGUCCAGUAAGCCUGUGGCUUGUCACAUCUCCAGCUCUUGUGCAGACAUUCAGUGCUGUGUGGAGGUCCCUGCCCUAAGUUCUUCCUUCUUCACCACUCUGAAAAUCGACCCCUGUGCAUUCCAAAUGGUUGUCAGCAUUGAUCAGCUGAGCUUCACCAAGAACUUGUUUGAUUAUGAAUGGGGACAAGAAGAGGAAGUGUGGCUCUUUGGGGUUGUCAGAAUCACGUUCCAGGCUUUUGAUAUGUAUACAGAUGGGUACUUCAUUAUAAACCUGAGACUGGAUGUGUGUUUAGAGGCUCUUCAGGUUCCUAAAUGCAAUGUCUCUGUAGAUGUACUGAAAAAUUACUAUCUUCCCAAGAAAGUUUGCAAAUGGGAUGCCCCAUUCAUAAUUCCAGGCUUUUCUUUGGACAACUGGCAAACAAAUGAAGGCGUGGCUCCCACAACACCCAUAGAGAGUGGAGCUGUGGAUAACCUGCUAUCUCAUCUCAGUGUGGCUGCCUUCAUGCUGUAUCCGACGUGUUCCUCAAGUGAUUCUGUCUACACCGGCGCCCCAGAAAAAUGGCUGAAAUAUUGUCCUCUGAAUAUCCAGAGAUCCUUAGAAGUUGUGAAAGAUAAGGCAUUCUGUACAGUAUCAACAACAUGUACGAACAUUAAAUGCUGUAUCAAUGUACCACUGUUGAACAGAACUUUUGAAGUUGGAGUCAGCAUUGACUAUUCGUAUGAAAAGAUAAUGGUGCAUAUUGAAAAGAUGUAUCGUAAACAUUCCUUCAUUGGAUUUGAGUUUGGGGAAGAGCACCUGCUAAGUGUAGCAGGAGUUUUUAAAUUCAGGUAUAUUAUAAAUGACCUAUCUGAUGGAAAUAUGCUGGAGCUUUCAAUGUCAGCGGAGGCUUGUUUUGAUGAUGUUAAGCCUUGUGUAUUGAGUGUCCCUAUUCUCAGUGAUAUCCUGAUACCAAAGUCUCAGAGAACAUGGGACAUGCUAUAUUCAAUUAAGGAUUUCUCAAUAAGCCAGUGGUUGAGUGAGAAAUCGGUACCAGAAGGAGAAGUUCUGCCAGAACACCUGUCUGAUGAACUACUGGAAAGCCUUUCUCUCCGACCCUAUCUCAAAUCGGAUUCAAGAUGUAGUGGAAUCAAAUCCUCAUCCAGUGGAACAGGUUGGAACAAUGAAUGUAUAGAUAAAACGAGUAUGCCUUCCCUGACCUCCUACCCUUUGACCUGCGAAUUUGACAGAAACUGUAACAAAGUCACUUGUUGUGUGGAGUCUGAGUUAACAAAUUCUACAUUUGAGGCCACCAUGGACAUUAAUCCUUGUACCAAAACACUUCAUUUAGCAGUGGAAAAUCUGGAAGCCAAAAUUCCAUUCUCAGAAAUUGCAUGGGGAGAAGAACAACGGUAUUAUCUGUUAGGAGUUAUUCGAAUGGAUUACAAAGUGUACGAUCUUUCUGCUGAGAAUAUGUUUCUUGUGGACCUUAAAGUCUCAUUGUGUUGGGAAAGGUACAAACCUUGCAGAUUUAUAGCCAAUGUUUUCAAGAACUUGAUGCUUCCAAAAAGAAGCUGCACUGGAAUGCUGGACUAUGAAAAAUCGGGUUUUUCACUGUCAAACUACAGCAUUGGGUACAGUUUAGAUCUGAACAAUGUCACUGAGCGGGAACUGGUUUAUUUAUAUGACUAUACCGGGAUCUCCAAUUACAUCCUAAGUCCUUCAUGUAACAGAUCAGACAGCAAAUUCCUGCCUACUGUCAACGGAUGGAAAAAUGAGUGUCCAUCCACAAUCACCCCAGGACUGCCUUCAUUGCCUACAUUUGUGAACUGUCACAUGACAUCUAGUUGCACCAGUUUUAGCUGUUGUGUAGACGUCAUCAGACUAAAUUCUCAAUCAGUUCAGUUUUACCUGACAAUGGAUUCUUGUGAAUGGAUAAUACAGUAUGGAAUUGAUAAAUUUGCUGUUAAUCCAACAGCUUUUGAUGAAUUCAAAUUCAGCGUGUGGCAGGACUACUGGAUGAAGGGAAUAUAUCGACUCAGGUUUAGGAUAACAGACCUUCAUGGAGCAGGGUUCUUCAGAGUCAGUUUGAAGUUUAUGAUCUGCUCAGAAGAUAGGCUGCCUUGUGAACAAGAAAUCAUUGUAUUAAACAACUCACUUUUACCCAAGUCAUCCUGUGAUUGGAAUUUAGGAACGCCCAUCAAAGAUUUUGCAUUCAGCUCAUGGAAGACACAAAAUAAAUACACAGCAAUGGAAAAUCACGGUAUUGCAAGACUGGAAGAAGAACUGGGGAUGCACAGUUACCUGUAUAACUCCUCCCAAGUUUGUGACAGGACAUCAGGAAUAUUUACCUCCUCGUCAAAUGGAUGGACAAACGAUUGCCCGAUGGUCCUACCAGAUAAUGUACCUGUUGUGAAGGGAGCAAUCAGCUGUAACCUUGGCGCCUCUUGUUCAGACGUGGUGUGUUGUUUGUAUGCUGAACCACUGCUGAAACACGUAACUGUCCACCUCAGACUCGAUUACUGUCAGGACAGAAUCAGCAUCGGGAUAGACAAGUUCAACCGAGAAAUACGACCAAGUUCAUACCGUAACUGGGGUAAAGAGGAAAUCUUAAUCCUGAGUGAAAUUUAUCACUUAAAAUACACUCUGGAAGACUUGCCUAAUGCUAACAUGUACCUGGUCAGUUUCUCCAUUUCCUCUUGCUGGGAAGGUACUUCUACCUGUGAGGAAUAUACUGUCCUCUCUAACACAAGGUUACCAAAGUCCAAAACACAGCCCUAUUGUAACUGGAAAGCAGAGGAGGCUGUUCCAGGCUUCUCAGUCAGUCCUUGGUUGGCUAUCAAUGGAUACCCUACAAACACUCCACUGACAGGAAACGCAUUGCAGGAUUUAAUGGAAGUCUUACAACUGUCCAGGUUUAAGGAGAAGGACUGCAACAAAUCUGAAGCGCCAUUUUUGUCUGUGAACAGCAAUGGCUGGAAUUCAGAGUGUCCAGACAAUCUGACAUUAGCCAGCCUCCCGAAUACCUUUGCCUGCCACAUUCCCCGUUACUGUACAGGUGUAGAGUGCUGUAUACCAAGUUCUGUUUUAGGAAGAGCUUUCCACACAUACCUGAAAAUUGACCCAUGUACAUCAAAGAUGGUUGUUGGGAUUGAUAGAUGGAAAUUUACAGAGAUCUCUUUGGAAAUUGACAAACUUUUGUCCACAUCCAUGGCAAAGAGUGUAUGGUUACAAGGAGUUGUUCGCAUGGAUUUUCACAUAAAGAAUCUGUGGCAUGCAAACCAGUAUUUGAUGAACAUGAACAUAAGUGUAUGUACUGAGAGCUCAGAGAUAUGUGAAACUGCCAACCAAACAAUAUUCAGUAAUGCCUUGUUGUCCAAAAAUAAAUGCCAGUUUGAUCAGCAGCUACCACCAGGGUUUUCACUUGCAUCAUGGAAGAUAAACAAUAGUAUUGAAGCUGAUGGCAGGUUACCAGAUUAUCUUAAAGGCAAAGUGGAUGACUACUUGGGAUUGCCUGGAUAUCGAAAGUCAUCAAAAUGUAACAGACAUGUUUCACCAUAUUGGCCAACCUAUAAUGGCUGGAAUCAUGACAGUGAAUGCAGAAUAUCAGGACUUCCUUACAACAUGAAGAAAAAGACUUACUGUUUUGUGGGUGCCAGUUGUACGUCUAUGACGUGCUGUACUGAGGAUACAGAAAUGGAUACAACAUUCACGUGGUUUCUAGAUGUAGAUUCAUGUAAUCUAAAGUUCACUGUGGGCAUAGAAAACAAAAAAGAGGAAACACUUCUUCAGGACUUCAACUUCGGUGAUUGGAGGCAAUUCAGUCUUCAAGGAGUAUAUAGGAUAAGCUACCUCAUCUUUGACUUGGUCAGCGAUUCACACUACAUGAUGAGUGUUAAUAUCAGUGUGUGUUAUGAACCGGAAAACUGCACCCUAACAGAAAGCAUUGUUACAAACAUGAUGUUUCCAAAGCCUAUCUGUGAUUUUAAGAGCAAAGAUUUUUUCCUCCCUGGUUUCUCCAUUACUAACUGGUUGGCUGAGCACACUUUCACAUCACUGUCCACUUUACCUGUUUAUGGUCAGUUAGAACUACAGGAAGAUCUGGGGCUGGCUCAGUACCUGAAAAACAAGCAAUGUACAGAAACAGAUGACAGAUACAUUGGUCAAACAAAUGGAUGGAGAAAAGAUUGUCCACUUCCCGUGGUAACUAGCUCCCUGCCAACAGGUGCCCUGUGUCAGAUACCCUCCACAUGCACAUCUGUCCAAUGCUGCAUAACUACACAUUCACCUCUGGAAAGGUCAUUCAGCGUGUUUCUGGAUCUGGAUCCAUGCAAUCACAGGAUUUCACUUGGCAUUGAAAACUUUGUUCAGGAAAUCUCUCUUUAUGAUUUUACAUAUGGGAAAGAACACAAUUUCUUCCUGAACAAUGUGGUCCGCAUGCAGUAUAAAGUUUAUGACCUGAAAGCUGACAGGAAAUAUCAGGUGACUCUUAACAUCAGUCUGUGUUUGGAAUCUUCUGGAUCUUGUGUACUGGAUGCUUUGGUGUUUGAGAAUGCACUGCUGCCAAAGAAACCUUGCAGUCUGAACACUGGAUUUAUACACAGGAACUUUUCACUGUCUGCUUGGAAAGCAGAAAACCAAAUAACAGCAUCAAGUAUGAAAACCUCAGAAAUUGCCUUGCUUCAAGAAGCACUUGGAAUCUCUGAAUAUCUAAAAGAUCCCUGUUCCAGGCAAGCAGGCAAUUAUUUCCCACACAGAAAUUAUUGGAAGGAUGAAUGUAGGAAGGUGUCUGGGAUCAGUCAGUUUACAGAAUCGGACCACAUCAACUGCUAUCUGUCAGAGUCCUGUACCACGGUGUCGUGCUGUGUAGAGGACAAUGUACUGAGGAGAAACAUAGAGGCCACAGUCAGCAUUGACCCAUGUAAAUUCAGUAUGAAACUGGAGAUUGAGAAACUGCAGUUUAAUAUCAGUCUGCUCAACUUCAAGUGGGGUGAAACUGUGAAGAUGGACUUGUAUGGAAUCUACAAGUUGAGCUUUGUUAUGGACAAUUUUUACAAUGAACGGAAAUAUGUGAUGAACAUGAACAUCAGCCAGUGUUAUGAAUCCAGUGGAAUCUGUUCGCUGCACCACAUUCUAUUCAAAGAUUCCUUGAUACCUAAAGGUGUAUGUGAUUGGUCCAUGGAUUACAGUAUCAAAGGGUUUUCACUAUACUCAUGGAAAGUGGACAGACACAUUUCACCGUCUGGAAGCAUUCCAGAUGAACACCUGCUGCAGCUUCUGGAUGAAACUGGUUUGGCUCCCCUUACAAGAAAUCCUAUGUGUGAUGCAUCUACAGGUGUUUAUAGCACUGCUGUAAAUGGAUGGACAAGUGGUUGUGGAAUGAACAUAAGUUUACCUUCAUUGAGCUCUGGACUCAAAUGUCACCUGCAUCCUACGUGUGCUGGGGUUCAGUGCUGUGUUAGUUCCCCUGAACUGAGGAGAAACUAUGAAGUAUAUUUCAGCAUCGACCACUGUUCCUAUAGUCUUAAUAUUCAGAUUGAGAAGGUGUUCCAUAACAAAACUUUACAUGACUUACAAUGGGGAGUGUCUGAGGAAUUCAGUGUACUUGGGAUAUUUAGAGUACGAUACACCAUUGAAGACCUGUCUGAGGAAAACUCAUACUUGGUGUCACUUGAAGCGAUGGAUUGCUAUGAAACAAGACCACCUCAGUGUGACACUGGUACAACAUUCAAGAUUUUAGACAGGGCAAUAUUUCCAAAAGGACUGUGUUCAUGGGAUCAGAGCUUUGUGGAACCAAAUUUCUCUCUGAAUACCUGGCUAAUAAAUAACGGCUUAGUAAAUGUGUCAGAGUUGAUGAAAACAGACUACAAAGUGUCUCAGCUGAUGGAUGAGCUGGCCAUCUCGCAAUAUCUAGAGGCCCAAUCUUGUAGCUCUUCAAACUUUGCAGCUGAUGGAUGGACAUCAUCUUGUAUGAAGACCGUGAUGAAACCCAACAUAUCUGGAGCAGUAUGUCACCUUAAAGAGGAUUGUACGUCAGUAGGAUGUUGUGUAGCGGCUGAGUACCUGACACGGAAUAUUGAGAUCCAACUAAACAUUGACCCCUGCAGCUCAGAACUCCAAGUUGGCAUAGAAAAAUUCAGCAGGAAUAUUUCUUUAACUCGAUACAAAUGGGGUCAGAUAGAAAGACAUUGGUUAGCUGGAGUAGUAAGAUUAGAUUUUACGAUUGAUGAUUUCCGUGGAGAAAGACGAUUUCUUGUCAACCUGAACAUCAGUCUCUGCUUCGAAGCACAUGGAGACUGUUUUAGAAGGAUAUCCAUAUUCAAAGACACAAUUCUGCCAAAACGAAGAUGCCCAUGGGACACUAACAUUGGUUUUUCAUUAUCAAAAUGGAAGAGAGAUGAAAAAGUUCCCAUGGGGGUUCGGUUUCCCGACUGGGCAAAAUACCUGCUGCUGGAGUACUUAGACAUAUCACAAUACAUGAAUCCUAUUGCAUGUGAGAGAGGGGUUGGCAUAUUUUAUGAUCCAAGUUUAAACCAAAACUCAACCAAUUCCACCGAUGGAAGACAGAAUGAUACACUGAGCUCAGUAUACUCAUCACAAAUGUGUCAGCUGGGUGUGGAUCUAGUGAAUAAGUCCUUGGAUGCCAGAUCUGCCACCCUGGUGUCCUGCUAUCUUCCACGACUUUGUACUGGGUUUCACUGCUGUGUAAAUGUUCCAGACCUGAACAUGUCCUUCAAUGCUUAUCUCUCAGUGGACCCCUGCAACUACAUGUUUACUGUGGGCAUUGAGAAGUUCACAUUUAACAAAUCGCUGGAUCACUAUACAUUUGGACAAGAUGGUGCAUUCUCUCUGGCUGGGAUUCUGAAAAUCAUAUACAAUGUUAGAGAUCUUCCUGAGGAGAAAGCGUAUCUUGCCACAGUAAAGCUAAGUGUCUGCACAGAGAGCUCCUCAUGUGAAGCCAACCACACAAUAUUCAACAAUGUACUGCUUCCUAAACAGCCAUGUGACUGGAAUGAAGGCUUCGUUAACUCUAACUUCUCGGGCUCGGCUUGGAUGGCCAACAAUGGUUACGCUCCUCCACUAACUAAAUACCAGUCAGCAAAACUGAUGAGGGAGGUGAAAGCUUCUCACUACAUAAUGGAGGAGUCUUGUUCAGCCACAGAUGAGAUAUAUUCACAACUGAAGGAUGGUUGGAAUAGUUUGUGCCCCGGUGAUAUCCAUCUGAACAACUUGACCUCUGAACCUGUUUCCUGUUACUUGGAUUAUUCGUGCAGUCUCCUCAACUGCUGUGUCAGUGUGGAGACGAUUGGGAGGUCCCUGAAUAUCCAGAUUAAACUUGAUCCAUGUUCCCAGAAAAUGACAGUUCAUUUAGAAAGAAUCAGUAUAGAAGUUGAUCUACUCUCCUUCGACUACGGCAAGAUCCAUAAAUUUAGUCUUGUUGGCAUGCUGAGAGUAGAUUUGGAACUCCAUGAUCUUCCAUACCAGAAGAAAUAUCUAAUGAAUUUGGAAGUCGGUGUGUGCCUUGAAAGCAGGGGUGAAUGUGAGAUCAUGGUUCCUGUGUUAGAACAUGCAGCUCUGCCAAAAACCGACUGUGAUUGGUCGCAGGGUCUGCAAGGAUUUUCCCUGAAGAAUUGGCUUGAACCUAAGGGAAUCAAUGGAUCAACUAGCCCCUUGCCACCAUACAUUGAGCACCUGCUGCUGGAAGAGCAUGGAAUCGCAAACAUGUUAAAUGAUGUACCAUGUAAUCGAUCUGAUUCUUUCUACAAUGGAACCCUACCAAUAAAUGGAUGGAUCAAAGACUGUGCCCAAAGUCCAUACUUGCCUGCCCUACCGGACGGAAUAUCCUGUAACAAUCCUGUGGCCUGUAGUGCCGUAUCUUGCUGUAUGGAGAUCACAAAACUGAACAACAAAGCCAUUGAAGUGACACUGGAAUUCGAUGAGUGCUCCAAUUUCUUGAAAAUGACUGUCGAGAGAAUGCCAAUGACCAGAUAUCUGCACAACUUCAUAUAUGGUAGAGAAGAGCGAUUUUCUCUGAAGGGUGUGUUCGAGGUCGUGUAUAAAAUCACUCGCGAUUCACGGAACAGGCUCUAUCUCUUUGACCUCAAAGUGUCGGCAUGUUAUGAACCGAUGGAAUGUGACCAAAGUUUCACAGUUUUCAAUCAAACAGCCUUUUCAAUGAAGAACUGCAACUAUGAAAAGGACUAUUUAAACUCAAACUUCUCACUAACACACUGGAUGGCAUCGCAUUCCAUCGACAGAGUAGAAAACAUCAAACCGUCACAAGCCAGUGAGCUGUUGCUGGAGCUGGGACUGGACCACUUCUUGUCAACACCAGAAAAAUGUACAUUGUCAGAUAGUGUAUACGGAUCUGCUGGUACAAAUGGAUGGAACAGUGAGUGCAUGAUGUUUCCCAACAACACUCUUACAAACAUCACCGACACAAACACCGCCCGCUGUCAUGUGCCUGCAUCCUGUGAUAGGGUCAUGUGUUGUGUGUACGUACAGCCCGUCCAGACACACGCUCAGGUGGAACUUUUUCUGGAUACGUGUAGCUAUGAGAUGGAGGCAGUCAUUGACAAUCUGAAAGUCCCAUACAGCAUUUUCAAUCGGAAUUGGGGUAAAAAAGAUGAAAUCGGCAUCCAUGGUAUAGUCAAGUGGGGUUACCAUGUGACUCCUGUGGGACCAAUGAAGAAGUUCAGGGUGGAUGGAGAAGUAAGGCAGUGUUAUGAGAGAGGACUGUGUAACACCAGUCUGAGUUUUAAAGACCUCCCCCUCCACUACCGAACAUGUAAUGCUACUGAUGGAGAUGUGCCAUUCCAAGGUGUGAGCUAUGACUUUUGGAAAGAAACACAGUGUGCUGCACUUACAUUUGAUGUAAAUGCGUGUGCACCAAGAACAAUAGAAUCUGUAGCUGUUGAUGGUCGCAAACACUGUAAACACCUCCCGGACUGCAGCGGAAUAGAAUGCUGCUUUGACAAUGCUUUCUAUCUGGGAAAUAGAUCCAUUUACUUCAUGCUGAAAAUGGAUUGCACAAAUCUAGAAUUCCAAAUAGAAUCAAAGAAAAUUGUCAAAUCGUUAGCAACGCUGACUGACGAUGUUGAAAAUGUAGAGAUUGUUGGGAAUCCUCCAAGUUUUCAGUUUAAUUACACUGUGAAAAAUAAUGUCCAAAGUUACAGUAUAACUGCCAAAUUAAUGGUAGGGGGCAUUAUAACUGACCCUGCGGGUAUGGUGAUUUAUAACUUGUUGGAUCGCAUCAACUCCAGAAUAUACAAACCACCCACUUGUCCAAGUACGACAUCACGACGAAGACGAAAGAAGAGGAUGAUAGACGUCAAUAAACUUGAUCCAGCAAAAUUUACAGAGGGUCUGAGGACACUGAUGGCAAUGAAAGCCUCCAAUGACCAGAUUGAAAGAUUCACCAAGAUGGUACAGAGCCAUAAUGAAGAAUUAAAACUGAAGAAUUUGGCUGGUGCAGUCCUUGGUAACAAUGAUGUAAAAACAGGCAUGAAAUCUGCUCUCAAAGCAUUAGGAUCCAACAACCCAUUCACCAUACAGACUUCUGGGGAAGUCUCUACUACAGUGGCAGUGCAAGGAGGUGAUGCCAUAGGAGACAUGUUGGGCACUGCAGUGUCAAACAUUGCUGGCCGUGCCAAGCAAGCCUUUGUUGUUGGUAACGGUCUUUCACAAGAAGGAACUAGGUUGCUUGGAAAGAAACUAGCGUGCAUGACCAUAGGUGAUCUGGAAGCAUUGCUAGAUUUAAAAAACAUUGACCCAGUCAAAGUUGCUGAACUUAUGAAAAAUAUUGGGGAUUUAGCAAAAGCUUUGUAUUCUGAAUUCCUGGAUAGUGUGCUGACCAAGGGCGCCAACAUAUUCAAGAGUUUUGAUUUUAAAUUGGAAGGGGAUUUCAGCUUUCCACGACAUACAAUUAACUUCUUUCAUUUUGAAAAGUUUUUCCUCAUUGGUGGACUGGUGCCCAUGACCUUUGGAUUUGGUUCUGAUGCAUACUUUGGUGUAAGAUUUACGGUUGGUGCCAAAAUUAUGGAAAUGAAAGGAUAUGUCAAAGUUGAGCCCUAUGGUGGGGUGUCUGCUUAUGGCGAGAUGGGCAUAGGUUUCAUUUUGUAUGGUAAAUUGAAACUUGUUGGUCAGAUCAUGGACACAGGAUUUCCAACUACUGCUGAAAUCACAUUCAGCAAAUUUCCAUUGGACGUAAAUCUUCAAAUGUAUCUGAGACUUACCCCAAUCAAACUGGCAUUGUACGCACAAGUCACCUUAGAAGUUGACCUUCUGUUUGUAACCAUAAAGAAAGUGCUGUUUGAAAAGAAGAUCUGGCAAUAUUCAACUCCAACCAUAAAGAAGAAGCUGAUUGAUACCCACAAGCCUGAAGAAGAUAAAACACCACCGCAUAUUACAUCGACUGGUGGUCAGCCUCCUGGAGUGGGGGGAGCCUGUGAGAUUGUCCAGUCUCCUGGUCGUGACUAUACUGAACCGGAGUUCAGACUGAGGCUGGAUGCAGAAGAUGACCGGAGUAAUGUGAUCCUGACUCUGAAUGUGGGCACUGUACCUGGAGGAGGAGAUGUGAUCAAAGGAAAGGAAUUGGGAGGAUUUUCCACAGCCUUGACAGAGAUUCUCAAACCUUCUGGAGUGCCUCUGUACUUUACUGUGAAUGUGGCCAAUGAAGCUGGUGUGAGUGUCCCAGCUACCUGUAAGUUGGAGACGUUCGACAUGACCAUUCCCGGAGGAAGAAUGUCAGAGGCUUUCAGAUCGACCAGUAACCCCAGGGUGAUGAAGGGACUGGUCACAGUGUACGAGGACUCCCCCAUAGAGGAGGUUAUGGUAGCCAUAGGGUACGGCAAAAACAUAUGGGGAGAACAGAUAGUCCGGUGGAACAAAACCAGUAUAGCUGCAAAUUCUGUCAACUAUGAUGUUGGUGAUGACCCACUGAAUGUGAAAGUAAUGAGUGUAUUCUCAUCUGGAAAGUCUGGUCGUCUGACGGGCAGAGGAAUUGUGUUUCAAGAAUACAAAGAAAUAUCCACACCUGGACAGUGUGCUUCGUACUGCAAUAAAAUGCAUGUUACAAAGUGUCUUAGCUUCAAUUAUGACUUUGGAAGUGGUGACUGUGAGUUACUGGAGGCAAUCGAAGGACACGAUUUCAAGUUAUCAAAGGAUGGACAUUACACACACUAUGAAAAAUUAGGAAUUGGAUCAAACAGAGAAUUUGAGUUCAACAAACUACAGUUGCUGCAUGAUAAGAUUUUCUACAUCAAUGUCAAAGUGCGAAACUCUCUAGGAUUCGUUAAUAUUCUGUCAUCAGACACCAUCAUCACUGAUUUCACACCUCCUGAUCCUACGAUACACCAGAUAAACAUUACAAGUGAUAUACUAGAGGUGUCAAAUUGUCUGGACAUCAUUCCCAAUGACAGGAGAGACUGGGAGAGACUGUGUGUGGGAAUAGAUCCCUCCAGAAAGAAUCACCGCAUCAUCAGAGAUGGAGAGGGGUCAGAAACCGUGUACAAUGGCCAUGAAUUCAAGACAGACCUCAAGUAUACCAGGGCCAACAGAUAUAUUUCUGCUAACUGGGAUGGUAUUUAUGACAAUGAGACAGGAUUGCUUGGUUAUUCUGUAACUGCUGGAGAGAAAAUAUGUGAGGAAAAAAUCAAGGCCCACCAUGAUCCUCAUGCCCACCUGUUUGAUGAGUCGCAGUGGACAAACAGCGUGAUGAUGACCCCGCUGGAGGCCCCCUACACUGUCUUACCAGAUGGUCCUUAUUUCAUCACUGUAAGAGCCAUCAACAAAGUGGAAUAUGGAGGACCCCUGGCCACCAGUUUUUGCCACUCCACUCCAUACAUUGUUGAUAACACUCCUCCCUUUGUGUAUGAAAUCUAUAACAUACGAUAUGAGGAGGACCAGUUUAAUCUGAGCAUGUCACAUAACUCAUCGGAUCCAGAUUCUGGACUGAUAAGAAAUGAUCUCUGCCUGGGGAGAACAAGAAGAGAUUGCGAUGAAAUGAUGUGGAAAACCAUCGACUUCAAUCCCAAUGUUACCAUGUUAAAGAAACUGACUGAGGGAGUGCCUGUCUGGAUCAAAAUCAAAGCUGUUAACAAUGUUGACCUGAGGACAAUAGGAAUAUCUGAUUCCCCCAUCAUUGUAGACAGAUCUCCCCCUGUAGCUGGCAAAGUCAAUGAUGGAGAGAUUUAUAAAGUAGAUCUACAAUAUACGAUGUACCCAGACAAGAUUUGCAGUAACUGGGUGUCUUUCUAUGAUCCUCAGUCUGGAAUUGAUAUGUAUAUGGUCAGUGUGGGUUCAUCUCCAAACACAACUGAUGUGGCCAACCUGACCCAGUUCUCCAGUAAAACUCACCAUGCAUGUGUAGAACUGGAACCAGACAAAUACCUAGAGCACAAUCAAAAGUACUUCUCGAAAGUGUAUGCUUUCAAUGGUGCUCACAAACAACUCAAUGUCUCCAAGGUCUCAGACGGAGUGUUGGUGGAUUUGAGUAAGCCAGUGGCAGGAGAAGUGGUGGAUGGGUCCGCUAAAGACUUUACAGAUCUACAGUUCACAACUAGCCAGGCGAAAGUGGAACUUCAGUGGAGAGACUUCUAUGAUCCAGAGUCAAACAUCAGUCAUUAUGAUGUCAGAGUUGACAGGGCCAAAAACAUGACCCACAAUUUUGAAACCAUCCAAAACUGGGUACCUUUCCCUAGCACAGUCAGCAUUGUGAAAUGGUUGAAGUUCCACCACAGUCAUGGUGACAGAAUCAAGACUUCUCUGAGAACCACCAACAAGGCUCUUAACGCCAUUGUCAACACUACCAACAGUUUUAUUGUAGAUGUCACCCCUCCUUAUCUCCAUCAUCUGCGGGAUGGUCUCCAGUCUAAAGAUCAGGAAUACCAAUCUAUAACAGAUCAAUUGUCAGUCAGCUUCAAAUACACAGACAAAGAAUCUGGUGUCGAUCACAUCAAAGUCCAGAUCUAUGAAGUUGCUGGGGGUACAAGAACACAGAAAUAUCCAGCGAUUAAAAAUGAUUGGAAAAACUUGACUGGCAGUUCUUUGACUAGCUACACAUGGACAGGACUCUCUCUAAAGGAGGGUGCCAGAUACAGCUACAGAGUGGGAGCCAUCAACCAUGCUGGGUUCCUAGCCGCAUUUGAAACAAAUGGAGUAGUUAUUGACACUUCGCCUCCCAUGGUGAUGUGGUUAAGGGUUGGAGUGAUAGGGACCUCUAAAGAACACCGAGUGGAUGGUUUUGUGUGGAUGUCGGAUAAGAAGGGUAUCCAGGCCUCCUGGCUCUGUUGGGAUCACGAGUCAGGCAUCACAGAUUACACCGUGGCUGUAGGCACAUCUCCAGGAGCGGAUGAUGUGUUUACAUGGCAGUCGGUUGGAGUGGAGAGCAGUCAGUACAUCACUGGAUUUACCUUAGAAGUCACCAACCAAACAACAAAAACUCCAACAUAUUAUCUGUCAUUGAAAGCUCAAAAUGGAGCAGGUCUUGUCAGUCCAACCCCCACUAUCUCCACACCUAUAAUGGUCAUGGAAGAAGAUAAAGCUGGUUUGGUUGUGGAUGGUGCAGACAACAUUGAUAAGGUUGUGGGUGAGAUGGCCACUGUGAACUAUAUGUCAGACACUGACUACCAGCUAGACACUGCCACCGUCACUCUGCAGUUCACUGGCUUUGAGAGCACCAUGCAUGGAGUGAUGCAGUUUGAGAUGGCCGUGGGUACAGAACCUAACGGUGAAGAUGUCCUGGCAUUCACAGACGCAAACAUUAUUCAUCUAGAGGAAUUGGAUCCUGUUGGAAGAGGAUUAACAAGUUCUGGAUAUGGUCAGAUUAAUUUGCCCCUAAAAGCAGAAAGAACAUACUACACCACAGUGCGGGGAAUCACAAACGAUGGGAAUGUACUACAAACAAGUUCUGAUGGAUUUACCGUGGACCAGACAGCCCCCACUAUUGACAUAGACAGAUUGUCUGGGAAGUCAUCUAAUGAAAUGGAUAUAUCGGAUGACAGUUUGGUGUACGAAUCAACAGAUGAUGCUCUCUCAGCCAUGUGGCAUUACAACGACACAGAAUCUGAGGUGGUUAGAGCGUGGUAUGCCGUCGGGACUUACCCAUUCUCGGAUAAUCUAAGUGACAGAAAAGAGGUGGAAAUAUCAACCACCUUAUCCAGUUACCUUGGAAACAAUGAAGUUGAACCAGAUGUUUUGGGUAAACCCAACAUCAUAAGUGUAUGGGCAGAAAACUCUGUAGGAUUGGUGACCCAGAAAGCAACAGGAACGGUUGUCAUUGAUAAAACGCCACCCAAGGCUGGCAAUGUAUCCUGUCCUGCUUACAUUCAGCAAUCAGUCCCCAUAAUAUGUACAUGGACCGGGUUUGUGGACACAGAAUCUCCCAUCAAGGAAUUUCACAUCAUGAUGGGCACCUCAAAGGGAGAUGACUCAGUUUUCUCUGGUGGGGUUGUUCCAGGCAAUAUACAAUCAUUUACACUGCAAGAUGCUUGGAAGAAGAUGCAUCAUGGAGAGGAGUACUUUGUCACCGUUACAGCUAUUAACAGUGUCUAUAUGACCAGCAACGCCUUCUCUGAUGCAGUGGGGGUGGACCUCACACCGCCACAGGCAGGCACGGUAGUGGACCUUAACUCUGUCUACAGAAUCGAUGCGUCCAGUACUGACAACACUGUGUCCAUGAAUGCAAAAAUCUGUCUGACAGAGGAAGAAUGCCGAGCCCUGGAUGCCAUCUGUACAGAGUCCCUAACCUCCCUGUCUGUAACAUGGAUACCAUUUACUGACCCAGAGUCCAAAAUUGUUGAGUACCAGAUUGCAGUGGGAACAUCCCCAGGAGGAGGUCAGAUCAAAGCUUUCUACAGCAUUCCAGCCAACAGUAAACACCACACAGUAACAGAACUCAACCUGGAUGGAUACAGACAGGUGUUUGUGUCUGUGAAAGGAAUCAAUGGUGCAGGGUUAUCGAGUCACUCCACAUCAAAUGGUAUCUACAUAUCCUACCUCAGUCAAGGGAGACCACCCCUGUCACACAUUGGCGUCAUAGACAUGGUGAAUGGAGAACAAAUAGAUGUAGAUUACCAGACGGACCCCGCAACAAUGCAGGCUAGCUGGGAUGUAUCCGGUGACCCCUGUCCCACUGUGAAGUAUGAAUGGGCAAUCCGCAGGCUUGAUGGACUGGAGAUCUCCAGCUAUUUAGAUAUGGGAUUGAAAACAUCUGGUCUAAUUGAUGGACUUCAGAUGAAGAAUAAAGAGACCUACAUCAAUUUGGUUCGAAUUACAAAUGCAAUAGGAUACCAAUAUGUACUUCGAUCCACUGGAGUAACUAUUGAGGACACCCCACUCCUGCCUGGUAAAGUCUAUGAUGGAGACAUUGAAGGAUAUGACCUUAACUAUUUGCCUUCUAAAACCAGAGUGUAUGCUAACUGGAAUGGAUUUGGUCUGCCACCUAAUGCCAUUGUGCAAGUGGAUGUAGAGAGUGGUAACCCAGGACUUCAGGUAGACCAGGGUCAAGUAGCGGCUCAGGACAGAAGUCAGCAGGUGGCCUACUACACAGUUGCCAUUGGAACAGACAGGCGCUUUAAUAAAACGCGAGACAAUGUGGUGCCCUACACCAAUGUGGGAACAAAUACCUCGGUGACGUUUUACGAUUUGGAUCUCACCCCUGGUAAUGCCGUCUAUUAUUUCUCCGUGUAUGCGGUCAGUAAAUCGUUCUCUAAGACGCUGGUCACGUCCAAUGGAUUCUCCGUGGGAUACGAUGGAGGAGUCACAGUGGGCAACAUCACGAGUCCGGGACCGUGUGUGGACUCCCUGUCUGAAUUAGAAGUACAGUAUGAAGGAUUCACUUCCAGACUGGAUAUCCUGAUGUAUUACAUUGCCAUCUCCAAUAACACAAAAGCUAAUCACACCAGCUGCAAAAAAUAUAUCUCUGGUGGUGCUAUGUCUGAUGAUGAGAGGAAAAACGUGUUUUCUGUCCUGGACGUGUCUAACCAAGGCAAAAAUACCUACACAAAACUGACAGGGCUAACCUUCCAGCAAGGAGAAACAUACUUUGUUUGGGUGAUAGGAGCAGACAAAUCUGGAGAGUGUGCAAUGACUUACACGGAAUUUCUGGUGGACGUUAGUGAACCAAAGCAAGGCCGUAUUAAAACUGGACCAUGGUACAAUAUGCCUGUUGCCUACUCCACGGACAACAGCAGCGUCAAUGUGUCUUGGGAAGGUUUCACAGACCCCGAGUCUGGCAUCGCUACCUAUGAACUGUCCCUGUGGAGAAAUACAUCCUGUCGGAAGACGAGUGAAGCAUCAUUAGUAAACGACUGGAUUAAACUAUCCAACAACUACUCCAUGUAUCAAUUUGUGGAUCAAAUAUUACAGAAAAAUGUCCCAUACUACGUUAAGAUGAGGGUGACAAAUUGUGCUGGAAUGUCCGUGACUACUGACUCUGUACCUUUCUUGAUUGACGAUACUAAACCUGUCCCUGGCGUGGUGAUAGAUGGUAUUGAUUUUCAACAGGAUGUGUUGUGGUUUGGUGAUCCAAAUCAGGUUCAAGGUACAUUUUUACACUUUCCAAAUCCAACUCUGCAGUCAGACUCCUGUCCAAAUCAGAAAAUUUCCAUCAAAGAUCAUCAGUGGAAAAUGCUGAACAGGCUAGGGAUGUUGGACUCUGAGGGGGAAUUCUGGAAAGUCAAAUAUGAUGAGAAAUAUGUCUUACCAGCUGCAGUCGAAGACUAUGUAGAUGUAAAACUUGUCUUGACUAAAGAUGCAACAGACCAUGAUAUCAUGGGAGCAGGUGCUUUGUACAGGAAAGCAGAACUGUUUAAUGGAGGUGUAUACAAGCUGAGAAUAAAAGCGGCAGACAAGAGUGGAGAUGCUGUGACUGAGGUUUUAUUUUGGGAUGGCCCUGAAAAUGGCAUUGCAACAUACAAAUACGAAGAAGAAAAAGAAUUUGAGAACUGUGUCUGCUGCUUUACCAAUCCUAUUCCACUGACUUGUGGAGGGUGUGACUGUGCAGACUACCUGCUCAAUAAGGGUUACUUCCUGAACGAGACUUUCACCACAACCACCACCACAACACAAGCUCCAGACAACAGAACCUAUCCACCUUAUGAUGUGGUCGAUCACCAGGGUUCUAGUGUUAUUGAUAAACCAGAGACAGUCAAAAGUGUGGCUUAUGACUCGUGUGGAAUACAGAUCUACUCAGCUAAUGCUGCUACCAAUGAGAGUGCUUUUGUUGUGUCAUGGUGCCGAUACUUUAAUAAUACCAGAAGAAUGGGGAAGUUAGUCUCAGAAAUUAAAGUGAAUCCAAGUGAUGACUUUUACAACUACAGAAUUGAAUUUGCUGUGAGAAAUGAAGAUUCUACAUCAACAAAAUGGUGCAUGAUGGUGUAUGUAGAAGAUGACUUCAUCAAUGAAAUCUGCGAUGUUCCACAGUUGUCCACCAGUGCCUUGAUAUUUUUCCACAUCUUCAAGAGACACAAUGAGAUCCCAGUACACGAGGACAAGUUCAGUGUGUGGUCUGCGAGGGCUUCUCUGUCUGACCUUGAGAUGCCCCCUGCUGUAGGCACACUGUGCAGGUCUGGUCCUCAAUUCAUUGGUUACACUAAUCCCAUCAUGUUAUAUGAGGCUGGAGUUGGAACAUCUCCCUUGUCAACAGAUGCAGUGGAUUUCACACUGAUUGAUCGUCCAUGCGUUCCCUGUUACGGAGAGUGUUCCCAUUAUGGAUGUGAUCCUGACUGCAAUGCUACAGUCACAACCCAGAAGUUCUUCACACUGACCAACAUUAGUUUGCCUUCCAAACGGACAGUCUAUAAUGAGACUGGACAUCCCUCCCAGGAGAUCAUCACAUACUAUAUGACAGUUAGAGGUAUAACAGGUUCAGGUGCCAAGGCAGAGGCCUCCUCCAAUGGAUUUUAUGUGGAUGAUACUGUACCAGAAUUUGAUACAGACAUCAUGGAAGGAGAUUUCUAUUUUGAUGUCGGACAAGGGGAGAGCACUCCUGUCAAAUACCAGAAGUCAAAUGACACAAUUAAGUGUGUCUGGAAAUGUGAUGAUGAAGAAAGUGGUAUUGUGGAAUACACUUGGGCCAUAGGAACAAUUCCUGGAUCUACAGAUAUCCAAAAUUUCACCUCCACAGGGCAGACUGUCGUAGGAAUUAAUGAUCAGCUCGGUGGAAUACUGGAACAUGACCAGACCUACUACGCCACAAUCACCUGCACUAAUGGAGCUGGUCACACUACAGCCUACACAGACACAAAAGGUGUUGUUGUCAAGUUAAUCCCACCAGAAGUAGACUCGGUGAACACCACUAUCCCAGGAACAUCACCGUUUACAGAAGAGGUCUUCCCUAAGGACUCCAUGCAACAGCAUGAUCCAACAACUGUGGGCUUUACAUUCACAAAGUCAGAUGAUCCUUCUGUCAACAGAUAUGAUCUAUGUGUCGGGUCUGAAGAAAACACAGAUGAUAUAAUUCCAUGUACAUGGGUGGGCUACAACAUGUCUGGUUCUGCAUCCAUUAAAAACGGAUCCUUGUGGAUAAAUGGCAAAGAAGUAAGAAAACUCUCGGAGCUAAAUCCAAUGCAUGUCAAUUCCUCUUCUUCAGCCAGUGAUGGAUUUAAGAUGCCAGUUGGUAAACAAAUGUUUGUUACAAUGCGUCUGUGUAAUGAGGCCAUGCUAUGCACCAACAAAAGCCUUGGAGUAGUGGUUAUUACCAGCAGCCAAUCUACAAUAGCCACCUCCACCAAUGGAACAGCCAUUAAAGAGAAGCUCUCACUGUCCACAAGAAAGAGGUCGGCUAACGAACUGGACAUAUCGACUCCUAGUGGUUUAGCAGAUGGGCAGUCAAUAAUUAUUACCAAGCUGACUCGGGCAGACCUGCAAACCACAUACAGCUCUGAUGCUUCUACUAACUUUGUACCUUACAUACAAGAUCCAGCGUCAUCUUUGGACAUGGUCCAGAGACUUUUGUACAAAAGGUUCUAUGGGAGUGGCUUCUCUUUCUCGGUGGUUCCACUUGGAAAUGUUGAAUUACCAGGUCCACUGACCAUCUCGUACCCAGACAGUGUUGGGAAGGUGACGACCGGGAACAGGACAACAGUAGUACAUUGGAACCCAAAUAUGCAGUACUGGGAGAUCAGCAGCAAGACCUGCUCUCAUCUAACUGCAGAGGAACAAGAGGUGUAUGAUCCGAACACGCACACAAUGACUGUUAAGGUAUGUAGUACGUACAACAUGGAGACAGAUCCCACUGAAUCCAGACAGAAAAGGUCUGUGCAGUCAGGGACAGCUCAUUUCAGUAGAGAAACCAUGUUUGUGUUGGCAGACACAGCAGCCUCUAUUUAUAACUCCCCGCCUAGACUGACAAGCUCGAGAGAGGUCAACAUUCUCGAAGACUCGGGAAUAGUAAAAUACCAACUUGCUGCAACAGAUGAAGAAGGCGAUACUAUCCAGUUCAAACUUCAGGAAACCAUUUAUAGCCAUGGGGUAGCUAGUUUGACUGGGGAUGGAUUAUUUGUAUACACUCCUUGUCAAGACUGUUCUGGAGUGGAGUACAUCAACAUUACAAUGUAUGAACAGCAAAGUGAUUCUGACAUUCCCCCCGCCUCCACCGUAGACGUCAUUAGGGUCAACAUCCAGGCUGUCAACGAUCCACCUGUCAUCUUUCUUAUCCAUAAUGGACAGUCCAUAUUGCAUGAUGAUCCUACAGAACCAAUGACUAUUUUGCUAGAAGCCAAGAAUGAUUUUAAUGUUGAACUUUGGGAUGAGUCCUGGACGGCUUUGCUUGGAGCCUAUGAUGUGGAAUCAGCAGACUCCCUACAUUUGGAAUUGUCUGGUUCUGCAGUAUCAAACUUAAGUCUGUCUAAUGAGGACAGAGGACUUCCAACACUCUUAGAAGAUUGCACUCUCAAUGAGAAUAACCAGCCAUGUGUUAGAAAUUUUACUCAAACUCUGCCACAUCCUGCUGAUAAACUCUCGUGGCUGAGUUACUCCAUCCAGUUUUCACAGCCUUUGAACCAGUUUGGGAAUUUUACCUUAAACCUUUACUUCAUGGAUAGCAGAAAUGCAACAACUCUACCAGUUACCCUCAAGUUUGGCCUAAUGGAAUCCCCAUGCCACAAUGGAGGAACUUGCUAUGCCACGGGUAUCUAUCCAUGCAAUGACACCCACAGAACGCACAGCUUUGAUGCUUACUACGCCUGUCAAUGUUCAGGAGGUUAUCAAGGGAAACACUGUGCUGAGGACAUCAAUGAAUGUCUGAGUGAUCCUUGUAUGACACCUCAUGUCUGUUAUAAUGAAGUCAAUCACUACCGGUGUGCCUGUCCCCAAGAUCAGCCAAACUGCGAGCUCCUGCCCUGGAUGGUGGCUCUGAUUGCCGUGAUGGUGGUGGUGGCAGUUGUGGUCAUCAUUGUUUUGGCAGUUGUGAGAUACAAGAUCAAGAAAAGGAAAGAACCUUAUGAAAAAGCACUCCUAGGUUCACAGUCCACUUUAGCCUCUACAGUCAGCCUAAACAAAUCCAGUGAAGGAAAAAUAAAGACAGAUGACGAUGAGGUGACAGAUGACGAUGAGACUGCCACUGAAAUGCUUGACAAAGGACCAGAGAUCUUGUUUAAUGAAUCUGAGAACUUCACAGAGGAAGAAGUACCUGUGCCUGAUGAAAAGAAAGAUAUGAAUUGGGUAGAACAGCAGCACAAUCCUGAUUACUACAGCAAUCGUCUCCUCAAGUCCAACUUUAAGCCUUUGAUACCAGUUAAGGACUCCUUAGUAUCUGAAAAAGUGAGCAAGGAAGAAAAAAGAAAGAAGCAAUCCUCAAAGUCAACAGGCAAGAAAACGAGGAAAGAAAAAGCAGAGUACCAGCUUCAAAAGAACCUUAGAAAAGGUCAAGGCCCGUCUAUAGGUCACGGCCCGUCUAUAGGUCACGGCCCGUCUAGACCUGUAUUUCAGUCCUCAUUGCUCCCAGCGAUUGCCACACCGGAUCAGAAACUGUCUGCCAGAUCACAUGCUCCAGACAAGAAGAAGCCAAGUAAAGUUCAUCCAGUUGACUUUGAUGUGAAUCCAAACAAAGAGACUGCUGUGAAACCUGAAAAACCUUUCAAUGCUGAUAGAAAUGGGUCUAACAAGGAAGACUGGGAUUCAGCUAAGUCAGUCCCUGCACUGGUGGAAGAUUUAACAUCGCCAAUCAAUCCAAUGAACAAACCUCAGAGUCCUAGACCUGGAGGGUUGGUAGUUUCCCGUCACAACAAGGUCCAUCCACUGAAUACUGAAGGGUCUUCGGAUGUCCAGACUGCUUUUGCCGAUGAAAGCAUGUCUUUUUAUGAGCAGCAAUGGAGAGAUACACCAGUGGAUCUAAUUGAGUUGGAGAGUGCUGAUCAGGCCAACACUGAUCCAAAGUAUGCCUUUGAUUUGGAGGACAAGCCUGGAAGCAGCAAAGUCUUUAAAUUGACAUUGAUAAUAAAGUUAUUUUUUCCCCAUCAAUGUGGAUAUUGAAUCGAUUGAGAUUGCUAGGAGCAACAGGCACUGAUACAUACGUUAGAAAUGAAUUCUGAAUCGUCAGACGAUGAAGUUAAAGACACGAAACAGAGAAAGCUUGAUGUGGCUACGACAGCUUCCCUCGAUCUUGUUGCUUUAAACAAUAAGGUAAUAUCUAUGAGGGGCCAGAUUAAGAAAGUGAAAGUUCAAGUGAUCCACAGGCAUACAAGGCAGAUCAAAGCACUGCAGAGGAAAGAAAGAGGCUCAGAAAAAUUAUUGGAGAAAAACAAAAGAAAAGCAGAAAGAUUAGUGGAGGAAGUACAAGUGAUAAAGGAUUUGAAGCCAGACCGUAUUGCAAAGUAUGCUAUUGGUCACACAGCAUCGUUUGCUGAAGUCUGCAAAGAGAAAUUAAACAUGGAUGAUUUUGAUGUUGAGAGUGAAAUACAAACAGACACUGUACCAUCUUUCUUAGUAGCAGACAAUAAAUCAAGUCCUUCAGAUGCUAAAUCACUGAAACCCAAAAAGAAGGAUGCAUUCUUUGUCACUAGUGAUGAUUCAGGUGAAGAGGGAGAGGAUGAUGACAAAAAGGAAGAGGAUCAUUACAGAUUAAAGGGAUAUGAUGCAGAUGAUAGUGAUGAAGAGAGGGAGUUGGAGAGAGGAAAACAUGCAUUUAGGUCAACAUUCCUUGGCUCUUUGUCUGAAAAGGACUGGAGGAAAAGUAGCCAAGAAAGAAACUCAGAGAAAAUAAGUAGGACAACUGGACCAAAAUCAUCCACCAGUUUUCCAAAAAAUAAAAAAGGGAGAGAAUUUCCAAAGAAAAAUCCCAGACAAAGCUUUAGGUUAAAAGAGACUCAAGGUAGUGCUGGAAAAGUUGACAAUUCGAAGGAUGAAAAGUUACAUCCAUCAUGGAUUGCAAGCAAGAAACGAAAAGAGCAAGCACAAAUACAAGCAUUUCAAGGGAAGAAAAUAAAAUUUGAUGACUAGCAUUGACAAGGAUAGGCUCCACCUGAUCAUUCAUGGAAUUACGUAAACUGAAAGUGUCCCAUUAACUUGUUUGACUUUAUUAGUACAUCAUGACUGCAGAAGUUUUCAAGCAUAGUAUCCUCAUCACUUACUAUUCCAUACAAUUUCAAUGUAAAAUCAGAAUUUGUGUGAAAUGAUGUUUGUACAAUAAAACACUCUGUCAGGGAAUACUAUAUAUAAAUAAAUUACACAUAUACUAUGAUUUUGAAUCAA
Ostrea edulis (European flat oyster) is the source of this 37738-nucleotide messenger RNA. RefSeq lists its product as uncharacterized. Gene Ontology annotation, biological process: lipid transport. Gene Ontology annotation, molecular function: protein binding; lipid carrier activity; calcium ion binding. The transcript is spliced from 226 exons. NCBI's taxonomy places the organism in Eukaryota, Metazoa, Mollusca, Bivalvia, Ostreida, Ostreidae. The record is from RefSeq and is a predicted model, not a curated record.